AUGCCCUCCCAGGAGGAACAAGAAUUGCUGGCCAGGAUCGGCCAACUUGCUGGCAAGAUCAACCUUCACAAGGCUCAGCAAGCCGGCGUACAAUCGGUCCCGAGCAACCAGGCCUCCUACAGCUGGAACAACACUCACCGACACGGCGGCUUCCCCCACAAGCAUCGCGUCGAGCCUUACCCCUCAACCCGAGGCCCCUCGGGGUUUCGCCACCGAUCUUUGGUGCUGAACAACAACGGUGGAACGCAAACGCCGCCGUCCGACUCGCCCACGCCCGAGGCCUCAUCCGGCUCCUGGAUUUCUAAGAACACCCGCGGCCAGAGGUCGCUGAUCAACUCGGCCGUCUACGAGAAGAACAACGAAGCGCACGUCAAAGCUAUCGAGGCAUCGCGGCAGCGGAAGAACCGCCAGCAGGAUGCGCGCGAGCAGUCGCAGCUUGCCAAUCACUUCCAUCGCUACGGAGGCAAUCACGAGGUCGAGAUUCAAGGCAUUCGUUUCCGCGUCGCUCACAGCGGAAGCAAGCUCAUCAAGGUGUCGGGAGAUCUCCAUCCCGUCAGCGCGACGCCGAAGGUCGCCUUUGUCGGAGGUGUCAAGUUUCACCGAAGCAAGACCGGCAACCUGUACCGAGCCGGUGUGCUCAAAGCUCAACGGACGAUUUUCAAUCUAGGUUCAUGCGCCAAGGGCCCGGCCUGCCGAUACGUCCAUGACGCUUCGAGAGUUGCCGUCUGCCGAGAGCUGCUGCACAAAGGGAACUGCGCCAAUGGGGAGUCUUGUGAUCUUUCCCAUGACUUGACGCCCCAACGCACCCCGACAUGCGUCCACUUCAUCAAGGGCAACUGUGCGAAUCCCAACUGCCCCUAUGCUCACUCUAGUGUGUCCCCAGGUGCCCUGGUCUGCCGUUCGUUUGGUAUGUACGGCUACUGCGACAAGGGAGACGAGUGCGAAGAGCGGCAUGUCUUUGAGUGCCCCGACUUCAGCAACACGGGCAAGUGUAAGAAGAAGGGCUGUAAGCUCCUUCACCGCGAGAGGGCAAGCGUCCUUCGGAAGCGCACGUCCGAAGACGAGACGGAGGAUCUGUCGAGCGAUGCCGAGUCCGUCGACAGCGACGACGUGGACUCGGACGAGGUCGAGGAGUUUAUCACCGACGGCGUUGGUGACGAUACUGACUUCAAGGUCCAGAAGGACUUUAUCUCUUUCUGA
Molecule: messenger RNA, 1200 nt
Organism: Colletotrichum navitas
Lineage: Eukaryota; Fungi; Ascomycota; Sordariomycetes; Glomerellales; Glomerellaceae
Exons: 6
Coding region: 1-1200 (399 amino acids)
Cellular component (GO): nucleus
Molecular function (GO): metal ion binding
Source: RefSeq, a predicted model, not a curated record